Molecule: messenger RNA, 2458 nt
Organism: Branchiostoma belcheri (Belcher's lancelet)
Lineage: Eukaryota; Metazoa; Chordata; Leptocardii; Amphioxiformes; Branchiostomatidae
Product: serum paraoxonase/arylesterase 2-like
Exons: 5
Coding region: 91-1197 (368 amino acids)
Molecular function (GO): arylesterase activity
Source: RefSeq, a predicted model, not a curated record
UGUGGUCCCCUGUGGUCACCGUGCCAUGGCAUCAUGCCAGAUAAAUAGUGACGUCAGCCGUCGAACACCGCUAAGGUCAAAGUCCGUCAUAUGCCUGGCGAGAAAAUGGCGUCAAAACUUCUGAUGCUGUUCGUCCCACUGGCAGCGUUCCUGUUCCAGCGCCUGUUCCAGCCUAGUCUUCAGUUCGGUGACCACAGGGAGACGGUGUACAAUCACGUGCCUGGCACGUGCCGGCCGGUGGAGGGGGUCGUGCAUGGGUCGGAGGACAUCGUACGUACCCGGGACGGGCUCGCCUUCAUAUCCACGGGGUUAAUAGCGUCCCCCGUCUUCAACCCUGACCCCUGGUACCUACAGCGGAAAGGGAAGAUCCUCCUUUUUAACCUCAAGAACCCUGAGGACGGAGUGAGGGAGUUGAAGAUUGAGCCGCGGGAGAAGUAUGAGGACCUGCAGCCACACGGGUUGGGUCUGUACGAGAACCAGGCUGGAGAAAUCCGACUCUUUGUUGUUAACCAUCUCAAGGACGGAGAACGAGUGGAGAUUUUUCGUUACGUGCGGCCAGAGGGCAAACUGAAGCUUAUCAGAUCCGUACAGGACCCCUUGUUGUACAGCGUCAACGACGUGGUCGCCAUGGGAACGGACGCUUUCUUCGCCACCAACGACCAUUACUGCCGUGCUCCCUGGGCCAAGAAGCUGGAACGGUUCCUGGGGCCAGCCUGGUCUAACGUGGUCUACUACAAUGGCUCGGUCGCCUCUGUUGCUGCGGAUGGGUUCUCCGUCGCCAACAGCGUCGUAACGCCUCCUAGCGGCGAGGUCGUGUACGUCAGCGACUCGCUGCAACAGGACGUUAAAGUGUUCCGACCUCGCCCCGACCACAGUCUGGAGCUGCAGAGCGUCAUACACCUCUUCACUGGGGUGGACAACCUGAACAUCUGUCCGGACACAGGUGACCUGUGGGUAGCUGCUCAUCCCAGUGUGACGGACAUCUUCAAACAUAUACAAGACAGACGCCACCUAGCGCCUUCCCAGGUACUGCGGAUCCAGGACCCGGCGGGAGCCUCCCCGGAAGUGACGGAGCUGUACGCUAACGACGGGCGGCAGCUGAACGGCUCCAGCGCGGCGGUGGUCUACAACAGACGCCUGCUCAUAGGGACCGUGCACGACACGCUGCUCUACUGUGACGUCACGGUCCCGCUGUGACGUCAUGGUAUCCAUAGCAACACAUAAUCUUGAUAGGAACUGUGCAUGAUACACUGCUCUUCUGUGUCCUACUAUCCCACAUCACAGAAAAAACAUUCUGGUAUGAACCAUGACGAUACAGUGCUCUACUGACGUCACGGUCCCGUUAAGAACACCGAAAUGACAUCACUAAAUCCCAUUGCAACCAAAGGUCCACCAUACUGCAGGUAUUUGGUUUUUUUUUGGAAACGGACGAAAAUCCAUGCGCGCGUGGAUGUCAUCCAUAUAAUCAAAUCUACAUGGCUUUACUUAAAAGUCGUUUUGAAGAAAAGCAUACCAUGUCCUUGCAGUGAUAUGUAUAACCGCCAGAGGUCGCCUAACAUAACUUGGAUCAAGGACAGGUGAACAUACCAGCUGUUAUCAACGGCACAAGUGUUUAUAUCCGCGCGGCGGUGUAAACAUUAGGUUAACGGGUAGUUCUUGACAUGGUGGCCAGGGUAGGAAUGUGUGUAAUUGAGCGUCUAGUGAUAGUUUAAUGCACAAUUCCAUGUUGUUUGUAGGUGACACCAAUCCUUCUUGUAGCUACAUAUGUACUUUAUGCUUCUGUUCCGUCCUCCAUUGACCCUUAUACACGUUUCAGAUGUGGUUGGAAGCAGUUUCACUCCACUUUCCUCCCAAUGUCUAAUCACCGUUGAAUUAAGCACCGGCUGCUUCAUGGAACAGUUCCGCCUUCUGGAAAAAACGACCUCGUCUCUUUGCCUUUUGACAUGGACCAGAAUAAUAAGAUCUUCGCCUACAGUACUGUGGUCUUUACCUUUCUCCCUUUGUUUGAUUUAUUGAGGUGCAGACUGAUGAGAUAUUUGCCAAAGGCGGGGAGAUAUGCCCUUCGCAGGUAUAGUCCAUAGUAGAGAUGGCACUGGCACGGUGCUUGGAGGCGCUUUCCAACGUGAACCUUCCAUAAAAUUACAAAAGUUGGUGUUCCAAAUCGUGUUAACAAGUUUUAUGUUGUCCAGAACAGUUUCUUCCACACGUGCAUGCUAAUAUAACGUUGUUCUGUCUCUGUUCUUCUUCAUAUCUUCUUAUUUCAUAGAACUUUCAGUGCUUCGUUUUUUGUCUUGUUAUCCUAUAAACCAACCAACACAUCCAUCGAAAGAUAACCCUAAAAAGUGAUAGGAAUUCUUUGCGCUCACUGACCAGUGUAACACGGCCGGGUGUUUAAACGCCCCCCUGGUACAACCAACGGCCCAGUUGAUGUUUAUAUGGGCGGAGCAAAAUAAACGCU